AGCUGAGCGAUCCGACCAUUUAAUUCUUCUCUCUCUCUCUCUCUCGCUCAUCAUCAUCUUCUCUCUCUCUCUCUUCUCUCUCUUUCUCUUCUAUGUUGCGCACAGACUAAAAUGUAAAAUAAACGUAACUUCUCUAAGUACUCUUAAAUUUCUUUUUCAUUUUCAUCAUCAUUCUCAUUAUUAUCAUCAGUUUUGAUUCUUUCGUUUAAUUCUUAAACGCUCCCCAUUUUUUAGAUGCCAUUUUUGCCUUAAUCUGUGCUUAAAUUGUUUUCUUCUGUUUUCUUCUCUUUCUUUCAUUUGUUUUCACUCGUCUGAAUUAUCUCGUAAUCAACUAUUUUUGUCCACAUGCAUCACUACAUCCCUAUAUCAGAAUGUUAUACUGGUAAACCUCUUACCCUUAAAGGCUAUCCUAACAGUAAUCAUCAGCUUCCUCCUCCUCAUCCGCACUCAGGUUACCACAAUCAUGGGCCUGGGUAUAAACAGUUACCUAAUAGUCCUGGAGUACAUCAUCACCACCAGCAACAGCAACAACAACAACACCAGAUGACCAGUAAACUGGAAGAAACUACUGCCAAUUAUGAUGUACCUCGUACAAGUGUCUUUACUAAAGUAGCUUUACCUACAAGCAAAUCAGCCAUAAACAACUCGUCAACAUCUCCUAAUUCUAAUGGAAUAAGAAUACCUGAACCCCCGCCAAGGCCACCAAAACCUACCAAAUUUAAUAGUCGAAGUGCAUCAGAAAAUUGUUCCUCGCUUCCAGGGACUAAUAAUUAUUUCACUAGUGGUGAUCAUUCACCGUCAUUACCACUUGAUAAUCAAUGCGAUUUAAUCACACCAACCCAAUUUAAUCCCACCAUCUCUUCUACAAGUACCCUCAACAUUAAUAACAAUAGCAUAUUGAAUAGCCCAGUACCACAGCCUUUAACUCUCGAUGAUGUUUAUGAUUUUCCGAAAUCAGAGCCAGUAUUUAGCAGUUUGAGAAAACCAAUUCCAGCUCCUGGAAACCGAGCUGGUAAGGGUAAUAGCCAUUCGUAUACAAAUGCUCCUCCAGGCCAUUUAAGUAAACCUCCCGUUUUCACUUACGACUAUAAGGGAACUUUGCCAACCUGUUUAGAUGAUAACCAUAUUACAUUUGACUCGGAAACCUCUGACCGAUCCCCUUUAACUCCUAAUUCAGCCUUUGACUCACUUUCGUCCAAUGGAUCCCUUUCCAAAAGUCUUACUCCCCCUGCAGUAAAUCGAGAUCUUAAACCAAGACGAAAAGGAUCUGACUCAGAUGCCAAUUCUUCUCCAACCAGUCCAACUUUUACCCUUUCACCUCCUCCAGCUCAUUUCAAACAUCAUCAGCCUACUGUCAAACCAACAAGAAACUUAAAUGAUACACCACCAAGGGUUCCAUCAAGAGGACGACAAUUUCAACUUCAUACCCGGGACGCAUCGAAUUCAGAUGAAGACAUUAUUAGCUACUCAUCCAAUUUCCACAAGAGAAACUCAUCUACUGACGAUCAGUCUCGUCGAGCAUUUACCAUGCCAAGGAAAUCUCAUAGCGAGUCUCCUAAUGUAACAUAUUUGGACCUUGAUUUACAAGAAAGUAGUGAUAAAGAUUCAUCUCGACCACGUUCAUCAAAUUCCUCUGAUUCCUUCAAGUCAUCAUUAACCCAUUCAAAGGAUCUUAUCGGAGCUUCCAAUUUAAGUGGCUCACAGUCAACUGUUUACAAAAGCAUUGAUUUCGUCGCCACCGAUGCUUUUCGACAAUUAAGAAUAAGUUCACAAAGGUUGAUUGAAAGGGAAUAAGUGCCCAGUGAUUAUAGAAAUCUAUUUUAAUCUUAGUUAUUGGCAUUUACUUUUGCUACUUCCUUAAUCUACUCGCUAACUUUUGCAAAUCAUCACCUUUCUUUUUACUUCUCUUAUUAUAAUCAUGAUUAGUGCCUUUCAUUGUUUCAAAUUCACUUUAAGACCUAUCCAUUUAUUGCCACCAUUUUGCAAAUUUGCCUGCUGAACAGCAAAACUUGAUACGAUAAAGAGAAUAUAUGUUUAUAACUAUAUUUAUAUAUAUUCUUACUGUAAAUUUUUUACAGAUGAUAUAACGAUAAGACUUUACUAGCAACAAAUCUUGAUUAUAACCCUUUAUAAAUAUAAAUAUACAUGCAACAACAAAAGAUAUAGCAAAACAACUUAUUAAUAUAUGUAAACAUUCAUGGUUAUCUAUUUAACUUUUGCUUAUGUUAACUGUGCAAUAAUUGUGCUUUCAUUUUGAUUAAUUAAUCAUGAACAAAUUUUCACACAAAAUUUAUCAUUAUUUUCUGUGUCUCUCUCUCUCACUCUCUUGUUUUCAUCAUCCUGUUCCAAUAAAGAAACAGAAAAAAUUAAGAAUAAUUUUUUUU
This is a messenger RNA of Tetranychus urticae (two-spotted spider mite), 2384 nucleotides long. RefSeq lists its product as uncharacterized. Lineage: Eukaryota; Metazoa; Arthropoda; Arachnida; Trombidiformes; Tetranychidae. The record is from RefSeq and is a predicted model, not a curated record.